Messenger RNA from Marmota monax (woodchuck), 908 nucleotides. It is a transcript of the gene Smpx, whose product is annotated as small muscle protein X-linked. Bases 222 to 482 code for a protein of 86 amino acids. The record is from RefSeq and is a predicted model, not a curated record. Gene Ontology annotation, cellular component: M band; costamere; muscle tendon junction. The transcript is spliced from 5 exons. Lineage: Eukaryota; Metazoa; Chordata; Mammalia; Rodentia; Sciuridae.
CCCUCCAGCCCCGAGCCAGGAGCAGCUCUCUGUACCGGGAGAGGCACAGAGCACUCGAGCUAUUUCAGCCACAUGAAAAGCAUCAGAAUUGAGAUCGCAGCUCAGAGGACACCGGGCGUCCCUUCCACCCUCCAAGGAGCUUUGUAUUCUUGCACCUGGCUGCCUGGGACUUUCCUCAGGCAGUAAACAAAUACAGAAAGCAGGACUAAGACUGCCUGAAUAUGUCGAAACAGCCAGUUUCCAAUGUCAGAGCCAUCCAGGCAAAUAUCAAUAUUCCAAUGGGAGCCUUUCGGCCAGGAGCUGGGCAACCCCCCAGAAGAAAAGAAUGUACUCCUGAAACCGAGGAGGGAGCUCCUCCCACCUCAGAUGAGGAGAAGAAGCCAAUUCUGGGAGCUAAGAAACUUCCAGGACCUGCGGUCAACCUAUCGGAGAUCCAGAAUAUUAAAAGUGAACUGAAAUAUGUCCCCAAAGCUGAACAGUAGUUGGCAGAAAAAGGCUUGAUGUGAAGAAUUAAAAAUGAAGAGAGUGGAUUCAAAUGAAUAUAGCUCAAUAAAAAUUUUUCUAUAUUUGUAUGAAGAUUAUGAACCUCCUGAAUGCCUGAGACUCUAGCAGAAAUGGCCUGUUUGUACAUUUAUAUCUCUUCCUUCUAGUUGGCUGCAUUUCACUUUAAUUUAUCUUCAUUUGUGGCAACUUGCAGAGGAAAUCAGCCCAUAAAUUCGCCACCUGAAGGGUGUGGUUUUGAGGAGGGAUAUGAUUUUAUGGAGCAGGAUAUGGCAAUGUGUGUAACAGCGAUUUUGAUGGAAAGAUCUCUAAGCUACUUCCCACAGUCUCUUGGUCAAUAUUUGGAAUGCAUUUUAGUUCUUCACCUUUUAAAUUAUGUCAAUAAACUUUUUAUGAGUUCAAAUAAA